Messenger RNA from Lindgomyces ingoldianus, 1696 nucleotides. Its product is annotated as cytochrome P450. Gene Ontology annotation, molecular function: heme binding; monooxygenase activity; iron ion binding. The record is from RefSeq and is a predicted model, not a curated record. Bases 57 to 1622 code for a protein of 521 amino acids. The transcript has 7 exons. Lineage: Eukaryota; Fungi; Ascomycota; Dothideomycetes; Pleosporales; Lindgomycetaceae.
UUCCGUUACAAAAAGCACAUUUUACUGUCAAACUUCGCUUCAGAACUUGUUAUGCAAUGAUGCCUUCCCACAUUGAGCAAAUCAAUCUUGCUGGCACGAUUCCAAAGUCUGCGUACGGCACUUGCCUUGCCGUGGGCCUCAUAGUUUUGGCAAUCUAUGUUUACGACCAAUAUAAUUUCCUCCGCUACCAAGUAGCGAAAGUACUGGCCCAGCGUCUUGGAUAUUUCAAAGAUGCCCAAGGCAAUCGAAUGAAGGAACUCUCCUUCAACUCACGUUUCUUGCGAUUCAGCAAUGGACAUGAAGUCUCCGAGCAGGGCACUGCCAUCGCUGGUGAUGAGCCGUACAUUACGUGGAAUGAUGGCAAACCUGAAGUGGUCUUGAGCUGUCCCAACCACGUGAAGGACUUCUAUGGGCGGGAGACUAAAGGCCACGCAAAACCGCCCAAUAUGGGCAUGGGGCCGUACUUCGACAGAGUCCUUGGAUCUAGCGUCGGCGUCUUGAAUGGCGAUAAAUGGAAGACGAUGCGCAAGGUCUUUGAUCCACACCUUUCGCACCAAAUGGCCAUGGAUUUGCGAUCCACGUUUUCGCGCGAAGUCGCUGCUUGGAUGAAAGACCUCCCAUCCACAGUUGCUAAAUUUGGCAACGGUGUUCCUGGCUCCGAGUUCGUAUUGGAUGCCUCUACUGCUUGCAGGAUCCUGCCCUUCAAGUUAGUUGCAUUAAUUUUGUAUGGAGAUGCCCUGUCCGAGGCCGCGUUUGAAGAGCUUCUCCAAUUGAAUGCAUUGCAUGAGAAAGUCGUGUUCAAAGCAUUCUUUGGGAAGCGAGAAAGGUCCAGGCUAUUCGCUUUGCUGCCAAGCCAAUCGAAGAGCCAAAUGGACGAGUUCGAGAGGGAGUGGCGAGUCUUCAACCUGAAGAUGAUCCAGACUGCAGAGGCGGAAGGAUUAUCAUGUCCAGUAGCGAAAAUGCAUCCAUCAGUUCUCAAUGGAGCCAUAACGGAGCGAGAAUUCCUCCAUACGAUUGAUGAAAUCCUCUUCGCUAAUAUCGAUGUCACUUCCUCGGUUUUAGCCUUUUUGCUCAUCAACCUGGCCCGCAACGUCCCUGCACAGACUGACUUGCGAGCCGAGGUCCUUGGCCAUACUGCCGAUCCCGAGGCAUACCUUCAAAAGACGGACACGCUGCUGGAGUUCGCAUGCAUGGAAUCAAUAAGGCUAUGCCCAGCAGCAUGGUUCUCACUCCCUGAGUAUGCUACCUCCGACAUGACAGUCGGUGGAUACAGCAUCCCAGCUGGAACGCCCUGUAUCAUCGACUGGUGGAGAUUGAAUACUCAGUCACCAGUUUGGAACAGCGGGGGUGUCUCUGGGACGGCAUUUUCACCUCAGCGCUUCCAACGGCUGACCCUCCAGGCGUACCGGUGGAGUUUCCUCCGAUUCGGGCUCGGGAGUAGGAAAUGUAUUGGUAAGAAUGUAUCUGGCAUUAUUAUGAAGACGUUCUUGAUGGCAGUCUUGAAGGAGUGGGAGUUGGAGACGGUUGGGGUGACCAAGGGCGACGAGCAGAAGAUGGUGGAUACGAGGAAGGAUCGAUUCACCGUCACGCCUGCCCAAAGCGUGCGAUUUGUUCCUAUUUGAAUCAGCCGCUGGGUCAUUAUGACGUAAUGGGAUUGGAGUGUAUUAGUGUUAUUGUUAUUAGUUCUGAGUGCGAG